AUGGGGUGGUGCCAUAGAAGCGCGGAGCUUCUACUAGUCUACGAGUUCAUGCCCAACGGGAGCUUGGACUAUCAUUUGUUCAAAAACGAAUCAUCCGUCCUUACAUUGGUAGCUUCUGCAAUUCUGUACCUCCACGAAGACCAGUCAAGGAAAUACGUGGUCCACAGGGAUGUCAAAGCGAGCAACGUGAUGCUCGAUCACAACUUCAACGCGAAGCUAGGGGACUUUGGAUUAGCCCGCCUCGUUGAUCACGAUAAAGACCUCCAUUCCACCCUUCCUGCAGGGACCAUCGGGUACAUUGCGCCCGAGUACUCGGCCACGGGCAAGGCGAGCAAGGAGACGGACAUCUUCAGCUUCGGGAUCGUGUUGCUCGAAACAGCCUGUGGGAGGAAGCCGGUGGAUCACAGGCUCCCCGGAGAAAAAGUGUUGUUGAUGGAGUGGGUGUGGGGCCUGUACGAGUCCGGGAAGGUGCUCGAUACAGCGGAUCCGAGGCUUUGCUUUUCGAGACUUGAGGUGCAGAAGAUAGUGCGGUUGAUGGUGGUGGGGUUGUGGUGUGUGCAUCCGCUGAGCGGGAGGAGGCCGACGAUAAGGCAGGUGGUGCGGGCGUUUACGUCCGAGGAUCCGCUGCCGAACCUGCCUCUAGCAAUGCCGAAGGCUGUUUAUGAUGAUAACGCUGCUUCGGCAUCCGCAUCGGCAUUGGCAUCGGCAUCUCAAGUAGCUACCACGAAUUCGAGUAGUCAUGUGGUUAUCAGCGGUUCUUCGAGUUUAACCAUAUCUUCUGGAGGUUUUGCCUCCGAUUUGUUGCCCAGUUAG
Salvia splendens (bonfire salvia) is the source of this 813-nucleotide messenger RNA. Its product is annotated as L-type lectin-domain containing receptor kinase IX.1. The transcript has a single exon. Gene Ontology annotation, biological process: protein phosphorylation. NCBI's taxonomy places the organism in Eukaryota, Viridiplantae, Streptophyta, Magnoliopsida, Lamiales, Lamiaceae. Gene Ontology annotation, molecular function: ATP binding; protein kinase activity. The coding region runs from base 1 to 813 and encodes 270 amino acids. The record is from RefSeq and is a predicted model, not a curated record.